GGCACCGGAAGUAGUUGGAUUUUGUAGUCUUUUAGCUGGUGAUGGUGCUGUCCGUCGCUGUGAGAGCGGACCGCAUCCUACAGUGAGAAACAGGAGUAAGAAUAGCAGUGUUGGGUGUGUGUGUGAGCGGACACGCGGUUUAUCAGGGAGCAGAUUGCAGGAGAGACGCUUUCAGCUCCUCUACUCGAAACUCUGAUUGAGCAUCAUGCACGGGCGGGUGAAGGUAAAGACCACCGCUCAGCAGGAGGAGGAGAAGAGGAAAGAGCGAGAGAAGAAGCUGAAAGUUUACCUGACGGUUCGAGACGCCAUCUUUAAAAAGAGGAGUAAUGGUGAGUUAGAUGAGGAAGCUCUCCAGCUCACUCAGCAGCUCCUGGCUUCGAACCCUGACUUCGCCACUCUGUGGAACUACAGGAGAGAGAUCCUGCUUCACCUGGAGACUGAGAAAGAGCAGGAGGAGAUGCAGAAGCUGUACGAAGCCGAGCUGCUGUUUAUCGAGGCGUGUCUGAAGGUGAACCCCAAGUCGUACGGGAGCUGGCACCACCGCGGCUGGGUGUCGUCCCGCCUCCCCACACCCAACUGGCCGAGAGAGCUGAGCCUGUGUGACCGCUGCCUCAGCCUGGACGACCGCAACUUUCACUGUUGGGAUUACCGCCGCCUGGUGGUCAAGAUGUCUGGGGUUUCCGUGGAACAGGAGCUCCAGUUCACGGACCGUCUGAUCGGCUCAAACUUCUCCAACUACUCGAGUUGGCACUACCGGAGCACGCUGCUGCCGCUUCUGCACCCGCAGCCCGCAGCGGAUCCGGCGUCCGACUGCCAAACGCGCACACACCCUCACACGCCACCCACCGCCUCACCCCAGACACACAGGCACCGAGUGUGUGAGGAGCAGCUGCUCAAAGAAUAUGAACUGGUCCAGAAUGCCAUCUUCACCGACCCCAAUGAUCAGAGCACCUGGUUCUACUACCGCUGGCUCCUGGGGAGAGCUGAGCACGAGGAUCUGAUCAGCUGUGUGUAUGUGAGCAGAGAAGGAGAGCGAGUCACUGUGGUUUUCUCCAAACCUGCAACUGUUGUGAGUUUGAUGCUGGUGUUGGAUGGUCAGCCUCAGCGGGUGGAGUGGAGGAGUGUUCACCCUCUACUUCCUCACAGCCCCGUCUGGUUGUGUGAGCUUCCUCCUGGCUCCAUCAGUGACAUAAACAAUGAACACAAUCUGACCGUGCACUGGAUGGAGAAACACAUACAAAGAGACUGCGCUCUCUAUACAGGUUGUAUGGAGAGUUGGUGCAGGGAUUCCGCCACGGAUCAGGAGCUCUUCAGGAGCGAUCUGUCUGUAGAGAAGACAUCAGUUCUGCAGUCUGAGCUCGAGUCCUGUACUCAACUCCUGGAACUGGAGCCUCAAAAUAAAUGGUGUCUGUUAACUAUAAUCCUCCUGAUGAGAGCUCUGGAUCCGUUGGGUCACGAGAAAGAGACGCUCGCUCAUUUCCAGACACUGAAGGAAGUGGAUCCGAUGCGCUUCUCGUACUACAGCGAUCUCUGCAGUAAGUUCAUGAUCGAGAACACUAUCCUGAAAAUGGAGUAUGCCGAAGUGCGGGUCUUCAGUCUCUCGAAUGCGAACCUGAGCACGAUGUGCCACCUGGACCAGCUCCUAUUGGUCACUCACAUCAACCUGUGUUCCAAUCAGCUCACGAAGUUGCCGCCACAUCUCGCCAUGCUGCAGUGCCUCGAGGUUCUGGAGGCUGAUGAUAACGCAAUAGAGAAUCUGGAUGGACUGUACCAUCUGGCCAAACUGGAGGAGGUGUCUUUGCGAAACAACCAAAUCUCGCAAAUCUCCGACCUUUCCCCGCUCGCCACGUGUCCAACGCUCAGCAGGCUGGAUCUCCGCGGCAAUCCUGUCACCAAGAGCGCCAACAUCCAGGCAGAGCUAGCCGAGCUGCUCCCAUCACUUACUGACCUUUUACUCUGAUCAACUCCCAAACAUAGCUGUGUGUGUGUGUGUGUGUGUGUGUGUGUGUGUGUGUGUGUGUGUGUGUGUGGGACUGAAUGAGACCUUUCAUGAGUCAGCUUGACUAUAUUUAUUCUGAGGUGUAGCCCUGUGGAAGUUGUAGUGCUGUACACCGGUCUCGACGAGAGAGCGCCUGUUCACUUCAACCACUCCAUUAAUACAUUCUCCAUUCAGAUUGUUUUGUAAAAGUAACAGCACCUGCACAAGAACAUGGUGUAGCACAGACGCUCCUGGUGGGGUGGAGUUUUCCGUAAAGAGUCGUCAGUUUAUGGAAGGAGUCUCCAGUGUCAGUGGUGAAGGAAUAGUGGUGAAGCCUCCUGUAUACGGCUGCUGUAACCAAUCGUGAAACAUCCAACCAGUUCAGUUCACGCCAUCACAACGUUCAGUGUCAUAAAAAAGCGUAAUCACCGGCCAGUUGCUGUGGUAUAAGUGGAAUAAAACACACCAGGCAAGCAGGGGUUCUUUUCCUAAAUCAGCAUCCCAACAAGUGGUUUAUAGCUUGUGUGUGUGUGUGUGUGUGUGUGCGUGUGUGUGUGUGUGUGUGUGUGUGUGUGUGUGUGCGUGUGUGUGUGUGUGUGGCCAGUGAUGUUACGCAUUCCUUCUUUAUUAGAAAAACACGGACGGGUUGCUUUAUGAGGAUUACUUUAACGACAUGGUGUCUGGAUGAGUUACAUCUGCUCGACUGAGCCAAACAUGAUAAUUCAUGAGUCAGACUUAAUUACUGUGUGUGUGUGUGUGUGUGUGUGUGUGUGUGUGUGUGUUUGUGCACACUUAAAUAUACCUAUAAAACUACAAAUAAAGCAUCACUCAAGUCGU
This is a messenger RNA of Silurus meridionalis, 2815 nucleotides long. It is a transcript of the gene rabggta, whose product is annotated as Rab geranylgeranyltransferase subunit alpha. Gene Ontology annotation, molecular function: zinc ion binding; protein binding; Rab geranylgeranyltransferase activity. The coding region runs from base 206 to 1960 and encodes 584 amino acids. Gene Ontology annotation, biological process: protein geranylgeranylation. Gene Ontology annotation, cellular component: cytoplasm; Rab-protein geranylgeranyltransferase complex. NCBI's taxonomy places the organism in Eukaryota, Metazoa, Chordata, Actinopteri, Siluriformes, Siluridae. The record is from RefSeq and is a predicted model, not a curated record. The transcript is spliced from 17 exons.